Messenger RNA from Mizuhopecten yessoensis (Yesso scallop), 4726 nucleotides. RefSeq names its product (E3-independent) E2 ubiquitin-conjugating enzyme-like. The transcript is spliced from 19 exons. The record is from RefSeq and is a predicted model, not a curated record. The coding region runs from base 24 to 4211 and encodes 1395 amino acids. NCBI's taxonomy places the organism in Eukaryota, Metazoa, Mollusca, Bivalvia, Pectinida, Pectinidae.
AUAAAUUAGAAUAUCCAGAGGAAAUGGCUGGAAAAGAGUUAGACCUCUUCGUCGAAGACGAAGUUUGUAAAAAGAACGAUGACGGUGGCUAUGAUUAUGGCUUUGUUUUAGAAAAUUCAGAAUAUUUCAGUAGCGAAGACGAAGAAGAAGAUCGUUUACGCUAUGGCACUGUCAAAGUGGUAUGGCACCCCGAAGGAGAUGACACGAUAGAAACGGAAAGCAAGGUGGUCUUGGCAGACAGAUCACUGAUGCCUGGAGAUGUCAUCAGAAAAUUAAUAGUCGGAGAGAACAGUCCUCGUGGAUUUGUACAAGAUACUUCAAUGAAAUGUCAUCUUCAUAUUAUCGGGACGAAUAAAUAUAUCUACAAUGUAGAUACUAAAGACUUGAAACCCUUGCAGGGAUUUGAGGUGGAUGCAGGGGAGGUAACUAUGGACUCUUGGGUUGGGCGCCCGGAGAUGGUAAAUCAACAGGUCCAGGUUGUCUUUCCUGAUGGAGCUCGGUGUCUUAUUAUGGACACAGACCUAUGCAUGUUGGAGUGUAUUAGUAAUAUUAUGAAUGAUGACUCUGAGUUUAACUACGAUAGCUGUUAUUAUCGCGGGCAGACUUUCUCGGGUUGGAUGAAAGAUUUCAGAGACGCCAGAUGGUUGAACCAAACAAAGCUACACAAUUCUAGACGUGCUAAGAAAUCAAAGCUGGCUGUCAGUGUUCAGGUGGAAGAGGUAAGUGUUCGCUCUGUGGAGGUCCAGUGGCUUUGUAGAGGUUUUACCAAGAUGGAUGACUCAAUAGCAAACCUAGAACAUCCUCCUAAUGACGUAAAGGCUAAAGAUCUCGACAGGCUACACGUGCUGGAGGGAUUUACGCAUUGCGGAGUACAGAUUGGUGAUAAGAAGAAAUAUGUGAUUAAAGAAACUGAUGUGAUGACGAUCAUUCCUCCUAAGGGGAACUUGGUACCAGAUAUCGUCAUUAGAGACAAUCAUGUGUUGACUUUUAAGGAUGGCACUUAUCCAAAAUUUACCCCCGUUGAGGCCCUAUCGAUAAGCUCUCCAACAUGUUCUAAAUCCUCCACAAGGGAGUCCCUAAUGGCCCCCGUACUUCGUGAGGGUAGUGAUUUUACAAAUACAGCAGAACCAGGUAAUGAUAAAGACGACUUCGAUAACGUGUCUGAUGAGUACGAAUCUAUGGACGAUGAGGAAGAGGAGGUAGACGGAGAAACAAAUGAAACUGAAAAGAAAAAAAGUAAUAUUUCCAAGGAUGCAAAGUCAGCAAGCACGGUGAAAGAGGUGGGAAUGAAGAAGUUAAAAUUGAAGAAAAGAGGAGAGAAAAACAGAUCCAAACCAUUUCCAAAGUUUGAUGACAUUAUUCUUCCUUGUGACCCCGGCUCAAAAGUGGCUGUUGAAGUUUGCUACACAUUUUCAAUGGCUAAUAUUAUGUGGCAGAACGGAGAAGAAGAAACAGGGACUCCUUCUCCCGACUUGUAUCCAAUUCAUCACCUUGAUGAACUUGAGUUUUUUCCUGGUGACUUUGUCGUAGACUCCAAAGAUAAUAAUAACGGAAAGUGUAGUAACUACGGUGUGGUGACCAGCUGUGACCACUUGGCUAGGACGUGCAUGGUCAGAUGGAUGAAGACAGUCGACAUAGCCAAGGGGGAAAAGCCAGAUGAGGAUGUUCCUGUAACAGAGGUCAGCGUGUAUGACAUCAAGGACCACACAGACUUCAAGUUCCGGCCAGGUCACACGGUCAUCAGGGUGGCAGAGCCUAUGAAUGUUACAGACAAUACCCCAGCUGUGGGACAGGUACAUAGACUUGACCCCCAGGGAUCCCUACACGUACGCUGGCCCAACGGGGAAAUAACACACUGCUACCCUCAGGAACUCUACAUUGUAGGAGAUGAGAUGAGCGAAUUUGACAGUGACUCUGAUUGGGCGACUACUGAUGAGGAGGAAGAUGAUGAAGAGGACAGCGAUGCCAGUUGGGAGACAGAAAACGAGGAAGAGGUUGACGACGACACCAAUAAAUCAACAACACCAGAUGAAAAAGAUACAGACUCAGCAUGGUUCCAACUACAACAUAAAAGAGAGGAGUUAGUGUCCUUUAUACAGAGAGCCCAGACGGCACUUGGUAAACUGGAAGCCAUUUUCGUUAACGUUCAAUGUGACCUACGAAUUCAGAAUCCAGAACAAUGCUUUCAGGACAUUAUAGCAAUAUACCGCAAGUGCAGAGAACUAGACAGGAUUAUAAAAUCCUCUUAUUUCGAAAAUCCAGACAUUUUAGGUUUAAUUGAAGAUAUCAAGGCAAAGCUACGCAAAGAAAAGUGCAAUAAAAUCAACAGACAUUUGAUGCAGGUGUUUGAAAAUAGACGAGGACAGAGCAUUAAAGGAGUCAAUGCUGAUCAGGGGAGCAUGUCUCGGGUGUCGGCAAGUGUUCAGACCGACAUGAAUGAGCAGUCGGGUGUUUGUAAGAUUGCCACAUGUGUUCAGACAGAAGGUACCGGUAUGGAAGUCCAAUAUGGGGAAGGGAUCAAACCCAGUGAUAUGUCCGUAGGCAAUGAUUGCGAGAUGUCGGUAGACUGUACGGACAAACAAGACAACUCUGCGACUACCAAGGCGGUUUCUAGUCCUGUAAGUGGGGAAGGAGACAAUAAAUGCACCGCAGAGUCUCCCUCAUUCACUACUAUGUGUAAUGGUAUAGCAAGUGAUCUAGAGAAGAUUUCAGGUGAUUGUUCCAAGGAGAUGGCGCCCAAUGACAAAAGCCAACAGACUGAUGUGGCUACAGGGACUGAAGCUACCAGAGACGGCAAUGUGGAAUUGUGUUCUAGGAUAUGUAAGCAAUUACGCAAACAGAUGACCAAAAUGCAGGAAGAAGUAAACAAAAGGAAUAGUGAAGCAAUUGCCUCCCUGAAGUCAGAAGAGGCUGGACUUACAUCACCUACCUCUGGUGCAUCAUAUAUUCCGGUGGAAGGGGACCAGGCCUCAUCAAAGUCUGAGGAGGUUGGUCAUAUUUCAAAUUCUACUGAUGCAUCAAUUAUUCCUGAUGAAGCUGUCUUGUCAAAGACAGAUAAUGGCAAUACUGUAUCUCAAGUGGCAGAGGGCACAAAUACUAUUGAUCCUAAGAGUGAUCUGACCGAUAUGGAAGUGAAAUCAACAGGCUCCAGUCAAAUUGAAACGGAGGACACUGUAAAGGAAUGCCCUGAUAAUGAUGUGGUAUCUGACAAUUCCUCUGUGCAAGUUUCUACCCCAGUUGACUGUAACAGUUUGGAGGCCAGCACAGACGAGAUAGAACCCAUUACCAUGGAGAGGGGAAGUUUUACACUAGAGACUGAAGUACCCCCAAAUCAUCAUUUUCUGUCAAAAGAAUCAGCCCCAACUACGAAAGCGCUUAUGUCUGCAGUCUCCAAGGAGAUGAAGCUGCUGCAGUCCAGUCUGCCCCAUGGAAUUACUGUGAAAGGGUUUGAAGACAGAGUGGACCUGUUCUCUGCAAUGAUCAUGGGUCCAGCCAAGACGCCAUACGAGGAUGCACCUUUCUUCUUCGACAUUCACUUACGAGCAGAGUACCCCAAUUGUCCGCCCCUGUUUCACUACAUAGCCUUCUGCUCAGACAGGUUAAACCCAAACCUGUAUGAGGAUGGCAAUGUGUGUGUGAGUCUGCUUGGAACGUGGGAGGGCAAGGAUAAGGAAAACUGGACCUCCAAUUCAAAUCUUCUCCAAGUUCUGGUGUCCAUUCAAGGCCUGAUACUGGUGUCGGAACCUUAUUUCAAUGAAGCUGGCUAUGAGAGACAAAAAGACACCCAGCUAGGGAAUGAAAACAGCAAAACCUAUAAUGAGAUGGCCGUACUGAAGCUGGUUCAGAGUGUCACCAAGAUGAUACAGCGACCUCCUCACAGUUUUACAGCAGAAACACUGGAACACAUCCGAAAGUAUGGAACAAGAUUUGCACGUAGAAUCGAGCACUGGAUUUCACUGUCGGAGCAACAAACCAACUCAGGCAAUCAAAAUUCCACUGACUGUGCAAAGACUAAACAUACCAGUGACUCUAAUGGUAAAGAGAUACAUGUCGUGGGAAACGACAGUAGUGGAGAAUCCGUCGCAGAAGUAGUUGAGGAUAAACCGUGUGCCCCAGACUUCCCGUUCCUUCCUGCCUCCAGAGGAUUCUGCAUCACUAUGAGUAAAAACCUCGCCCAGUUAAAGGAGCAGUUAGCAGCACUGGAGUCUUGAUGUUGAAGCAGAUAAUUGAUACUUAAAGCCUCGUCAAAUUACAUACCGGCUACUUUGUUUCUGGGCUAAUACAGUGUAGAAUUAUUUAAUCUAGCCACCACUUAUCUAAUUGUCCUGCUAUGUAGCCACAGGAUUUAGGGGAUAUAUUGACCUUUCUCAUGGUCUAGUUUAAUUUGCACGGAACUAAGUUGGACGCAUUACUGGAACUGUACUGUAAAACCUCUUUUUAUUAUUUAUACUCGUACAGCUCAGUCUUUGUGAGAGAAUGGUCACUUAAGGUUAAGGAUACCAUGAGGUUAAAAUAUCUUUUUACCAUUGGCACUCUUCUGGUAUGUUUACGCCAUUUUCUAAUUUCCAUGAGGAAAUUCCUUGUUUCAUGGGAUGCAUUUUAUAAAGUUGACGUUGUUUGAAAUUUGAAUAUCUUAAACAACAGAAAUUCGAGGGUUCUAACGAGUGACCCAUUGUCUGGCAAUCUUUUACAAAUGUUGCUAUUCAGGCAUUGUAUAGUAUCAAAA